UUAGCGCCCUGGGUUGUUGCAAAGGCUUAAGGAAAUAAUAUGCGCAAAGCGAUUAGAAGAGAGCCUGGUACAAGCAGGACUCAGUACAUACUGGCUACUCUCAUUUUUUACAGACGUGGAAACUGGGGCUCAGGCUCAGGGCUAGUAGACAUCCAACUGGAAUUUGAAUCCAGUGGUCCGCCUUUUGCCUCCCUGAGAGGCCCCCAGGAUUCAGAGUUUCAGCCAAGUGCACUCAUUUGCUCACAUGGGUAAACUGAGCUCCAACAAGGGGAGGGUUUGCUAUUGUCAUCACUAACCCUCAAGUCCCCUCAUUCUGGUCUCUUCAUUUCCCUGGAGUCUGGUAAGCCAACUCUGUCUCCUUUGCCUCAUUCAUUCAUUCAUUCACUCACUCAACGUCCUGCCCCCAAAAGCUUCCAUCUAGGGACCUACCAAUUCAUUUAGAUCUGAGUGCUUGAUAAACACGACACCUGCCAAGAAGAGAUUGCAGGGUAGGGGCCCCCACCUUUUCAGGACACCCACCAUUCACUCCCCCAGCCUCAUUUACUGAAGUUGCCAUAAAAGCAUGGGAUCUGGAACCACAAUAGGUUCGAAUCCUGGGUUCGCCACUCAGCAGCUGUGUGUCCUGGGACAGUGAACCACCUUCUCUGUGCCUGUUUCCUCACCUGUAAACCAGGGUUCCAGGUUGGUAGGAGGGCUUAGCAAGUAAGAAUCCUUAGAGAAUGCCCCGGCCAGUAGUAAACUCACUAACUGAUGACUGCUACAAUGAGCCCUCGCAUUCAGCUGUGUCAUGUCCCCAUUUUAUGAAUAGAUAAACUGAGGCUCGGAAAAGGAGUCUCUUGCCCCAGGUCACACAGCCACGACUGUAGCCUCGCCCAGUCCAAACUCCAGCCUCUUUGGCUGCAGAAACAACAGUCAGUCCUGGGAAAGGUUUGCGCCGAUCGCUCAGAGAACACGUGAGGAAAACCAAUCUGUAAAGCCCGAGCUUGGGAGAGGGGCUUUGGUGCGCGGAAGAAUUUGCAGAUACUCCCUGCCUGCAGAGAUCGCUUGACCUGUCCUUCAGCCCGGACCUUCGGCUGGUCCCGCGGUGGCGACCCGAGGGCUAGUGGAGGCGGAGGUGGCAGUGGAGGCAGUGCGAGCUGCAGUGGCCCGCGGCCGGAGCGUCAUGUCUGAGCCGCAGCCGCCCGGCGCGCAGCGCGACCUCUACCGAGACACGUGGGUGCGAUACUUGGGCUACGCCAAUGAGGUGGGGGAGGCUUUCCGCUCUCUGGUCCCCAGGGCUGUGGUGUGGCUGAGCUACGGCGUGUCCAGCUCCUACGUGUUGGCCGACGCCAUUGACAAAGGCAAGAAGGCGGGAGAGGCGCCCAGCCCUGAAGCAGGCCGCAGCACCAGGGUGACGGUGGCCGUGGUGGACACAUUCGUGUGGCAGGCUCUGGCCUCCGUGGCCAUCCCAGGGUUCACUAUCAAUCGCGUGUGUGCCGCCUCCCUCUAUGUCCUGGGCACCGCCACCCGCUGGCCUCUGGCUGUCCGCAAGUGGACUACCACCGCACUUGGGCUGCUGGCCAUCCCCGUCAUCAUUCACCCCAUUGACAGGUCGGUGGACUUCCUGCUGGACUCCAGCCUGCGCAAACUCUACCCGACGGCGGGGAAGCCCAGCUCCUCCUGACCGCACCGCAGGACCUGGCCUGGGGUUGGCCCCCUCCUGCCAGGGGUUUGGACGCCUGGCUCUGCAGGGUCCACAGCCCUGCACCUGAGUGGGCUCGGAAG
Messenger RNA from Tupaia belangeri chinensis (Chinese tree shrew), 1764 nucleotides. RefSeq names its product mitochondrial fission process 1 (gene MTFP1). NCBI's taxonomy places the organism in Eukaryota, Metazoa, Chordata, Mammalia, Scandentia, Tupaiidae. The record is from RefSeq and is a predicted model, not a curated record. Gene Ontology annotation, biological process: mitochondrial fission. Gene Ontology annotation, cellular component: mitochondrion.